Rotaria sordida is the source of this 786-nucleotide messenger RNA. The record is from the annotation of a GenBank genome assembly. NCBI's taxonomy places the organism in Eukaryota, Metazoa, Rotifera, Eurotatoria, Philodinida, Philodinidae.
AUGGAAUCCGUCAAUCCUCAUGUACCAUCUGUAGCAUUAUUUGUCACGCGAUCGGAAAUUGAUUUUUCUCAUCGUUCACCAAGUCCAAUAUGUCAACGAUGGUUUAUGGUUUUAUAUCUUAAAUCAGAAGCUAAAGAACUUGCAUUAACCGUUUAUCCAGUAAAUAUGAAAAAUCCUGAACAAGAAUUUAAAAAAGCUUAUAAUUCAAGUCCACCUGUUGUUGUAUUUGAUGAAACAAAUGAUAAAUCAUCACAAGUUGUUCUAACUGAUAAUCGUGAUAUUGAUGCUGAAAUAAGUAAACGUUUUCCUGUUACAAAUAUGAAUUCAUUAAAAGAAGCUGAAGAUGUUUGUUCAAAUAUUUAUAUUAAAUUUCAUCCAUAUUUAAAAUCACCAAUAGGUGAUCCUCAAGAACAAAUUAAAUUACGUUCAUUAUUAAGUGAAUUAAAACGUAUAAAUGAUUAUCUUGAAGAAAUGGGUACAAAAUUUUUAUCAGGAAAUGAAAUGACAUUUGUUGAUUGUGACAUUAUGCCUAAAUUACAACAUAUACGUAUUGCAGGAAAAUAUUAUAAAAAUUUAGAUAUACCAAAUGAAUUUCAUGCUUUAUGGUCAUAUAUGGAACGUUGUUAUCAAACAAAAGCAUUCCAAGAAUCAUGUCCAUUUGAUCAAGAUAUAUUAAUGCAUUAUGAAGGAAAACUUGGUGCAAAUAAUAAACCAUUUGGUAAAACACCAACAUUACAACAACCAACAAUGACAUUAACAAAACCAGGACAUGAACACAGUGAAUGA